Messenger RNA from Syngnathus acus (greater pipefish), 1086 nucleotides. RefSeq names its product transmembrane protein 179Ba (gene tmem179ba). Bases 178 to 882 code for a protein of 234 amino acids. The transcript is spliced from 6 exons. NCBI's taxonomy places the organism in Eukaryota, Metazoa, Chordata, Actinopteri, Syngnathiformes, Syngnathidae. The record is from RefSeq and is a predicted model, not a curated record.
CAUUUCCACGCAUUUGUACCGGGGGAGGGAAGUAAGGGAGAUUAAGAGAGAAGUUUGUCUCACUACAUGACCGACAUCUGAGUGAAGUUCACCCAACUUAACCUGACGGAGGACAUUUUUCCCAUUCAACUCCACCAACCUGAACUUAAAAGAAGAGGAGAAACUGUCCGUUGGGUAAUGAUGGAGCUCACCGGGCUGUUGCUUCUGGAGCUGGUGCUGUACGCCAGCUGCUUCGUCUGCGGGAUUGUCACCGCCGCGUCCCUCACCAUCGUCCAGGGUAAUUUUGGAGGGCUGUGCAUGCUGUAUGGAGCUGUGAGCUACAAUGCGACAGAAAGCGUCCUUGGGGUUCAGGACACCAGCUCAGCCUCCCUGUGCUACUUCGUGUCGGCCAUAUCGGUAAUGGUGGCCGUGCUGUGCUUCUCGCUCUCCCUGUACUGGUUGUACGCCGUCUGCAUCGACGGUGACGCUCGCAGGGAGGUCGUGUGGAUGAACGUGACGGUGGGCAUGAGCGGCAUCUUUCUCUUCUUCCUCCUCAUCUCGGGCUGCGUGCUCAAGAUCGGCCGAGAUACGCUUUGCAAUUCUGUGACACGCAGCGUUCCCAACAUGACCAGCUGCGAGGAGGCCCAGACAAAGAAAUGGGUCAGUCCGAUCAAAGGAGACAACUUUUUCACCGGACUGCAAAAGGCUGAGACUGCUGUGUGGGUGAACUUCUUCCUCUGGCUCCUCAUCGGCACGCUGAUCUUCAUUCAGAGGCGCCAGAGCUUGGGGCCAAAAGUGAUCACAGGAGGUCUGGGCGGGCCGACCGGCGGGCUUUUCGGUGACCCGGGGGUGACGGCUGCCGAAACUGAGCCCUUUUUCAACAACCCUGCUAGGCCACAGUGAUGUGGCGUUGAACACACACAUGCACACACACUGUUUUGUACUGACUGUAUGCACUUAAUUUCAUACAUAUCGGCUAAAUAAGUGUUUUAAAAUAUAUAAUGUAUUUAAUGACUCUUGCAAGUAACGCUUUAAACGUAAUGUAAAUUGUCAAUUAUUUUUGACCUCCUGUUCUAUUAUUUCAUGAAAUAAAUUCUCCACUUUAAA